AUCGUCUUCCUCUUUGGAGAGUGGGUUGUGUAGAAAACUUCGCCUGCCUGCCUAUGCAUUGGAUUUGAUUAUAUUUGUGUUUCGGUCCUCGGUAUGGACUCUCAAAAAGAGGCCCUGCAAAGAAUAAUAUCCACAUUGGCCAAUAAAAAUGAGGAGCUCCAUAACUUCAUGGAAACACUUAGUCACUCUCUGGCUGGUGUCCAGGUGAACUCCACACAAGUAGUGUCAGACCUGGAGGAGGAGUUUGAUACGUUAUUCGCCGUCCUGGUUGAGAUGAAGGAGAGCAUGACCAACACCAUCAAACAGGAGGGGGCCAAGAAGACACAGGAACUACAGCAUCAACUGACACAGAGCGGCAGUGCCUUGAAGAGUGCUGAAGAGCUGCUGAAGUUUGCCAACAAUGCUCUGGAUAUGAAAGACGAGGACGAGUUCACUAAGGCUGCCAAGCAGAUCAAAGAUAGGGUGACCAUGGCCCCAGCCUUCAGACUGACCAUGAAGCCCAAGGCCACAGACAACAUGAACCAUCUCAUGGUGGACUUCACCCAGGAACGACAACUCCUCCAGAACCUCAAGUUUCUGCCUGUCCCUCGAGCCCCAGAGAUGGAGGUAGGUGACUGUCUGGUGUCAGACAACACGGUGUCCGUAGCCUGGAAGAUGCCAGUGGAGGACAGCAAGAUAGACCACUACAUACUGGAGUACAGAAAGACCGACCACGAAGGACUGCCACGCAUCAAAGACGAACACUGCUGGGAGGUGGUGGAUAACAUCAAGACCACAGAAUACUCACUGUCAGGUUUAAAGUUUGACUCCAAGUUCAUGAACUUCCGGGUACGAGCUUGCAACAAGGCAGCAGCUGGAGAAUACUCUGAUCCAGUUACUCUGGAAACCAGAGCGUUCAACUUCGGCUUUGACUCGUCGUCGGCCCAUCUGAACCUGAAGGUAGAGGACGGGAGUGUGGAGUGGGACCCCCAGGGGGGCAAGGGGCUGGAGAACAAGGUCAAGGGCAAGGAGAACAAGGGCAGUGCUCAUCUUACCAAUCUGAAGAACAUGUCAAGAAGUGGAACUCCGUCUCCCAAGAGAACGUCAACGACGCGGUCACCUGCCAUCAGAGGAGGCAGAGACCGGUUCACUGGAGAGUCCUACACCGUGCUAGGUGAUACCAGUAUGGACUGUGGUCAACACUACUGGGAGGUGAAAGCUCUUAAAGACUGUAAGUCGUACAGCGUCGGGGUCUCCUACAGGAACCUGGGGAAGUUCGACCAGCUGGGAAAGACCAACACCACAUGGUGUAUCCACAUCAACACCUGGCUGCAGACCUCCUUCUCCGCCAAGCACAACAACAAGGCCAAGAGUCUGGACGGCGCCGCACCUGACCGCAUCGGAGUCUUCUGUGACCUGGACUCAGGACAACUGUCCUUCUACAACGCUGAAACCAAGCAGUUGAUCCACACGUUCAAGGCUAAGUUUAGCCAACCUGUUGUACCAGCCUUCAUGGUAUGGUGUGGAGGACUGAGCCUCAGUACAGGGAUGCAGGUCCCCAGUGCAGUCAAGAGUUUCCAGAAGACCGAGAACGGCCUGGGAGGAUCCAACAGCAGCCUCAACAGCAUGGCCCAGUAGCCCACACUCACUGUCUGAAACCGCACCUUAUUCCCUAUGCAGUUUCUGGUCUAAAGUAGUGCACUAUGAAGGGAAUAGGGUGCAGUUUCUGACGCAAACCAAUGAUGAACUGAACUCGCACCUCUGACUUCCUGGUUCCUUUUGCAAGUACCACCCCUUCCUGUUUCUGAUCUGUCAGUCAAACCGAGCUGCCCGCCGCAGAGGAAACACUGAGCCUUGGAGGAACAUAACCAGCCUUUAACCAAGCAGCUCCAGACCCUGAAUCAUCAAGCAUCAAGCUCUUAGGGGCAGGGCUCUCCAAGCCUGUUCCUGGAGAGCUGCCGUCCUGUAGGUUUCCUUAGGGGCAGGGCUCUCCAAGCCUGUUCCUGGAGAGCUGCCGUCCUGUAGGUUUCCUUAGGGGCACGGCUCUCCAAGCCUGUUCCUGGAGAGCUGCCGUCCUGUAGGUUUCCUUAGGGGCAGGGCUCUCCAAGCCUGUUCCUGGAGAGCUGCCGUCCUGUAGGUUUCCAUAGGGGCAGGGCUCUCCAAGCCUAGCUCUUCAGUAGCAACAAUAACCCAGCUGCAGCAUUAAGGGUUAGUGGUACCCUCUUAACCAUGUUCCAGAUCUCUUAGGGGAUGGAACACCCAUAGGAUUCUCAUUCUGUAUCAGGAAUGCUAGACGUUUAAUCAGGGAAUAGACGAGUGCACUUUUGUUCUUUUUUUUUUAGUUAGAAUGCUGAGUUUUAAAUCAUUCUGUCUCUCUCUCUGAAGUGUGAAGGUGUGUUUUGGCAUGACGAGAAACCCUGUUGAUUACUUACCAGCUCUAUAUUGACUCCUAUAUUUCUGUGUGUGUGUGUUUUUAUGUUGUGUAUGACCAUGGCAGUGUCAGUGAAUGGAUUAGAACCCCUUCCUCUCUCGUAGAGGCUUCGUUUUGGUUUGAACCCCCCGAACAAUAUCUUGUCAGAACAAAAAACUGCAGGUUUGCACAAAAAAAAAAUACAGUACGUGAAAGUAGGGUUGACUUAAAUGAUGGAGGACUGUUGCAACAGGGCAUGAUACUGUAUGAUGUAGUUCUGAUGUUUUCUUAUUCUGCUGACAUGUUCUGUUAGUCGUUGGACCAGGCUGAGUGCAGGCGUCCCAAAUCACACUCUAUUAGCUAUAUAUAGCGCACAACUUUAGACCAGAGCCCUACGCGCCCACUAUAUAAAGACUAGGGUGGCAAUUGGGAUUCAGCCUGUCAACCUGGACGUCGGAGCGUGUUUGAUCUGUGUCAUCGGGAAUUGUGUGUUCUUAUUCAUGUCUUCUGCUUCCCCAAAUGGUACCCUAUUCCCUUGAUAGUGCACUAGUGCCCUAGGGAAAAGGGUGGCAUUAAGGACACUUCUAUUACUGUACCCCUUUAUAAAGUGUUUAGAAUUUCAUCUCAUGACUCAUGGCUUCACAAACGCAAAACGGCAGUUCUUAAAUGAGGUACCUUUUUUGAAAAGGGUGAUAUACAGUGUGAAAAAUGUAUGCGCUCACUAACUGUAAGUCGCUCUGGAUAAGAGCGUCUGCUAAAUGACAAAAAAAUUU
Messenger RNA from Coregonus clupeaformis (lake whitefish), 3162 nucleotides. RefSeq names its product FSD1-like protein. Gene Ontology annotation, molecular function: protein binding. The transcript has 14 exons. The coding region runs from base 94 to 1617 and encodes 507 amino acids. Lineage: Eukaryota; Metazoa; Chordata; Actinopteri; Salmoniformes; Salmonidae. The record is from RefSeq and is a predicted model, not a curated record.